AUGACGCAAGUAUCUGUGCAAAGCGCACCCCGCUAUCUGACCGGCGAUAAGGCCGGUCUCAAGGAGUUCCUGGACAAGUUUGAUGUAUUCCUCUUCGACUGCGAUGGAGUGCUAUGGUCCGGUGACCACCUCUUCCCCGGGACAGUGGAGACAUUAGAGCUUCUCCGGAAGAAUGGAAAGCAAGUCGUUUUCGUGACGAACAACAGCACCAAGUCCCGCGCAGACUACCGCAAGAAGCUGGAGGGCCUCGGUAUACCCAGCACAGUCGAAGAAAUCUUCUCCUCGUCAUACAGCUCCUCAAUAUACAUCUCGCGCAUUCUCAAACUCCCCGAAAACAAGCGCAAGGUCUACGUGAUUGGCGAAACAGGCAUCGAGCAAGAACUUCAAUCAGAGAAUGUCCCCUUCAUCGGCGGAACAGACCCAGCCUACCGUCGCGACGUCACACCAGAAGACUACAAGAAGAUCGCCGCAGGUGAUGAAUCAAUCCUAGACCCAGAGGUCGGAGUCGUCCUCGUCGGUCUGGACUUCCACAUGAACUACCUCAAGAUCGCACUGGCAUACCACUACAUCAAGCGCGGCGCCGUCUUCCUCGCAACCAACAUCGACUCCACACUGCCCAACUCCGGGACUCUGUUCCCUGGUGCUGGAUCGAUGAGUGCGCCACUCAUUAUGAUGUUAAAUAAGGAGCCUGUGGCGCUUGGAAAGCCUAGUCAGGCGAUGAUGGAUGCUAUUGAGGGCAAGUUCCAAUUUGAUCGUAGCCGUGCUUGUAUGGUAGGUGAUCGGGCUAAUACUGAUAUUCGCUUUGGGCUUGAGGGAAAGCUUGGUGGCACGCUCGGUGUGCUGACUGGUGUUUCUUCUAAGGAGGACUUUGUUUCUGGGGAUUCUAAGCCUCAUGUCUAUUUGGAUAAGCUUUCUGAUCUGCUUGAGUCUGAGUAG
Messenger RNA from Penicillium canescens, 936 nucleotides. RefSeq lists its product as uncharacterized. Lineage: Eukaryota; Fungi; Ascomycota; Eurotiomycetes; Eurotiales; Aspergillaceae. The record is from RefSeq and is a predicted model, not a curated record. The transcript has 5 exons. Gene Ontology annotation, molecular function: phosphoglycolate phosphatase activity; alkaline phosphatase activity. The coding region runs from base 1 to 936 and encodes 311 amino acids.